Messenger RNA from Botrytis sinoallii, 1134 nucleotides. RefSeq lists its product as uncharacterized. The coding region runs from base 1 to 1134 and encodes 377 amino acids. The record is from RefSeq and is a predicted model, not a curated record. The transcript has 2 exons. Lineage: Eukaryota; Fungi; Ascomycota; Leotiomycetes; Helotiales; Sclerotiniaceae.
AUGCCGGGGAUCAUUCGCCCGCGGAAUAAGAAGCUGCAGCACCCCGAAUUGCAUCCGCAAUCUGCGCGAAAUCGUGAGCGUGAGCAUAGCGUUCCAUCCCAGGGCGUUGGGUUUAUAUCCCCGCUCGCACCACUCCCCAGUCCCAGCCUAGUGGCAGCACGAGCUUAUGCCUCACAAUGCCAAAAACCAAUCGGCUGGAAACUUGACGCGUGGUCGCGACAAAAUAGCUUAUUUCAAGCACAGCAAACCCCCAGGAGGCACUCUACCAUGGUGACCCUGGCGAAACACACACCUUUCUUGGACAAGGCAUCUUCAAGUAUAAUCUCCCCUAAUUUGCCAUCGUCGCAGAUGGUUCCAGGGGUUCUACACGCCAAUGAGAAGAUGGUACAUUCUAAAUCUUGCCUCAUUAUUCGAUCAAAAGAAUCAGCAGAUUUCAGCAUCUUCGAUACUAGGCGGCAUUCUGAAACUCCAGCUUCUUCCACUUCAACGCACCGUGUUCCAUUCGAGUAUACCCAUGACCGCUUGCAGACUUGGGGUCACGUUUAUUUUGGAAAUGUUGUCACCGCUGAUGCUUUCGUCAAUGCAGUCAAUCUGAGGCGACCAAGCUUGGGAAUGAUAAAAGAACAGGAUAUGCAUGAGUCCUUCAGAAUAUCGGAUCGGGUGAUAAUACGUGCUAGAGUAUUGCCUAGAGAAAUCGAACGGAAGCCCUUUUGGAUUCAAAGAGAAGUUGACAUUCGAGAACUGCGAGACAACAUACCGAUGCCUCAGUCCAAUCAGGAUCAUUCACGGGGUUCAACAAUCGUAAGGAGGUCUAGCAGGCUUCGACGGUUAUCUUUGCAGCAAACUUCCAUUCCAAAUCGACGCGGGACCGCGGACCAUAUCAGACGCCAGAUCAAUUCCAAUCACGUGGCAGUACCGAUCCAUAUUGAAUAUGCUUUACAUUAUCUCCCAGUUUUGGCCGCUCUGAUGCUAUCAGGGCAUAUUCGUAAAGGUGAUUCCAUUGAUCUUCCUUUACCCAGCCCAGAAGCAUGGGUUGAUACAAUCGCCUAUGUUUAUACCGCGCAAGGGGAAAUCACACUGGCUAUGAAGGAAAACAUUUUAUUUCUAGCUGGUAGGGUAGAAAGCGAAUGCUGA